Molecule: messenger RNA, 1664 nt
Organism: Cryptococcus deneoformans JEC21
Lineage: Eukaryota; Fungi; Basidiomycota; Tremellomycetes; Tremellales; Cryptococcaceae
Product: expressed protein
Exons: 7
Coding region: 150-1583 (477 amino acids)
Molecular function (GO): glucan endo-1,3-alpha-glucosidase activity
Source: RefSeq, a predicted model, not a curated record
GCUUUGAGGCUCGAGCAUACGGUCGCAAAAAAGGCUCUCAGCGGGACGUCCGAGAGACCGAGCAUUGAAGCCUACAAGUGGAUGGAGAGGACCAAUAGCCCUACGGUUAAAUCACGGUCAUCACUCCACAUUAACCUCAAUAAAGGUAUAUGCGCCGUGUGAUCAUUCAUCCGCUUCUUCGUCCGUUGAUCGCUCUCCCGAUUCUCUUACUGAUCAUGCAUGCUCUGAAAGCACAAUGGUAUCGCUUGGGGAAAGGGAAAGGGAAGUCUAUGAGUAAAACCUCUGACACUGGAGUUCAAAAUGAGGAAACUGAGUAUCCUAAUCCAAAUGGGCAACGAAUAGUUGUAGGCCAUUUUAUGCUCGGGAACACAUAUCCUUUUCAGCCCGAAGAUUGGGAAAGGGUUUUUAGUCUUGCCCAAGACACCUCCUUAGACGGCUUGGCCUUAAAUAUAGGCCCAGAGGAAUGGCAACUCUCUCAGGCACAAGUAGCCUACAAUAUCCUCUCGUCACGGCCCACCCCAUCCAAUGCACGACCCCUCAAGCUCUUCUUGUCUCUCGACAUGAAUGUUUUAUCUCCCUCUCCUUCAGAACUGUCAACACUUAUCAUCAAAGUUAUUUCUUCUGGCCGAGACUCGCAAAUGAGAUGGGAUGGGAAGGUGUUACUGAGCACAUUCUCCGGGCACUCUUUAGGUGACGAUGGCUGGAUAGAUGUUCUGCGUCUUGUAGAAAGGGGAUUGGGAGAAGAAGUGACGUUUUGGCCGGCUUUCUUUAUGCCUCCAGAAGAUUUCUUGGGGAAAAGUUAUGUUGAUGGUGCAUUUGCAUGGAACAAUGCUUGGCCUAUGGGUAACCAUACCAUUAAUCUUGAAGAGGACCGCCCGUUUUUGGAGAGCAAGAUACCGUACAUGGCGGCGGUAUCUCCACUCUUCUUUACUCAUUAUGGUACUGAAGGAGAAUUCGGCUGGAACAAGAACUGGAUUUACCGGUCGGACGAUCUUCUUUUGCCUUCUCGAUUCCUCUCUCUUCUCUCACUUCCCAAUUCUCGCUCACCCUCCAUCGUACAACUGAUCUCCAUGAAUGACUAUGGGGAAUCACACAACCUCUUUCCAGUUAUGGGAGCCCAACCUGGGUCAGAUUCAUGGACUUCAGGCAUGGACCACGAGGGUCUGAGAUGGAUAAGCAAAUACUUCUUGCAGAGGUGGAGAGAUGGAAAGGGAGAAGUGGAAGGUAUAGAUGAAGUGAAGCUUGUGCUAUGGUACAGGACAAAGCCAGCUGUGAUGGAAACCGAAGAUUCUGUAGGGAGACCACGGAAUGCCGACUGGGCACAAGACUUGAUCAAUCUUUUUAUCAUCAUCCCCUCAUCCUCACCCUCUUCUCGUUACAUGCUUCAAAUUCGGAAUGGUCCUCAUCUCCAUCGACGUCAUCUUUCCUGUGAAAAGCUUAACCUUUUGACCGUCCCUUUUGUACCUGGUCAAGUUACAUACGAAAUCCUAGAAAAUGAGAAGAUGAUUAUCCAAGGUGAAGGGAAAGCAAUUGAGGCAGAAGGCGCAUGGAAUUUCAAUAUGUGGAGUGGCGGAGUCUUUUGAAUACACAGCGGCGAUCCUGUAUAUAUUCGAGCUGUAUCAUGCCUGGUUUGUAGUUUGUUGAUGCAAAUCAUCGUAGCUAGG